CUCAAUAAAAAAAAGAUGAGCAAUAUUAUUCUUAAAUAAAAAGAAAAAAGAAGAAGAGAUGAGCAAGAGGCGAGCCAUCCUGUUGUUACGGGAAAGAUUCCGGUCCUGUUUCCUGGCGCACCGCGGCGACCGGCCGACGAGCAUCCACCGCCUCCAAGCCGCCUCUCCUCACUGCAGCAGCGUAGCGACUUCUUCCUCCAGCUGCAGAGCCUCUCCGCAUCAAGAGUUCCUCGCCAUGGAGCAUGGACUGUGGUCGAGCGGAGCUAGCGACAAGAACAAGGCCAUGGUUGAGCAACUGCAGAGAUAUGGGGUAAUCAAAUCGACCAAAGUUGCGGAGGUCAUGGAGACCAUCGAUAGGGGGCUGUUUGUGCCUCCGGGUGGUUCUCCCUAUUUUGAUAGCCCAAUGGCAAUUGGCUACAAUGCAACCAUAUCUGCGCCUCACAUGCAUGCUGCUUGCCUGGAGCUCCUGGAGGAUCAUCUGCAGCCUGGUAUGCGAGCUCUAGAUGUUGGAUCAGGCACUGGGUACCUAACAGCUUGCUUUGCACUUAUGGUUGGACCGGGAGGACGAGCAGUUGGUGUUGAACACAUACCAGAGUUGGUUGCUUCUUCUACUGAAAACAUCAAGAAAAGUGCAGCAGCCCCACAGCUGAAUGAUGGAUCCCUCAGUAUUCAUAUUGCUGAUGGUAGGGAAGGCUGGCCCGAGCUUGCACCAUAUGACUGCAUCCAUGUCGGAGCUGCAGCACCGCAGAUUCCAGAGGCGUUAAUCGAGCAGCUGAAGCCUGGUGGCAGAAUGGUGAUCCCGGUUGGGACCAUCUUCCAGGAGCUGAAGGUGGUUGAGAAGAAGCCAGACGGCGGUGUCAGCAUAAGAGACGAGACGUCUGUGCGCUAUGUGCCUCUCACCAGUAAGGAUGCCCAGUUGCACUCAAAUUGAUCACAGCAUCCUGCCAACCAAAUGCUAUCUUCAAUGUGUGAACCUAAAACCUCAUUAUCAAGGCGUUAUGAUUGGACAUAAAAUCUACCAAGCUGUCGUUGUAAAACGCUGGGAUUCAUGGCAAUGUAGGAUACUGGUACUUCAUCAAAGUAUUGAAGUGUGUGUUUGUGUUUGACCA
This is a messenger RNA of Triticum urartu, 1109 nucleotides long. Its product is annotated as protein-L-isoaspartate O-methyltransferase. The record is from RefSeq and is a predicted model, not a curated record. NCBI's taxonomy places the organism in Eukaryota, Viridiplantae, Streptophyta, Magnoliopsida, Poales, Poaceae. Gene Ontology annotation, molecular function: protein-L-isoaspartate (D-aspartate) O-methyltransferase activity. Gene Ontology annotation, cellular component: cytoplasm. Gene Ontology annotation, biological process: protein modification process.